GAAAGCACCAGCAAAUGCUAAACAAAAAAAAAAAUCACCACGCCGCACUAGACCGAUUCACUGUGAUAAAAGUGGGCAAGUUUUAAUCAGAUUCUUAAAUGAAGAUUUGAGUAAAACUUGCGCUAAGUUCAAACGGGGCGUAUUAGUAUAAAAAUCAAACAACCCAAACUACGUUUAAGGCUAGCAAAUAUGAAUCUGCUCGAUUUUUCCUACACUAUAUUGAUCAGUGCUGCGGUUCUGCUGCUCGUUGCUGACGAUGCACUUGCCGGAAGGGAUUUCUACAAAAUUCUAGGACUGCGAAAAACGGCUAGCAAAAAUGAAAUUAAAAAAGCUUACAGAACACUAGCAAAGGAGCUGCAUCCCGACAAAAACAAAGACGAUCCGGAUGCGUCGCAAAAGUUUCAAGACUUGGGUGCUGCCUACGAGGUACUGUCGGACGAUGACAAACGAAAGCUUUACGAUCGGUGCGGUGAGGAGUGCGUGAAGAAGGAAGGCAUGAUGGACAACACGGAUCCGUUCGCACAGUUUUUCGGCGACUUUGGUUUUGGAUUCGGUGGUCAGGAGCAGCGUGAAACGCCUCGCGGUGCGAACAUUGUGAUGGACCUGCACGUCACGCUGGAGGAACUGUACAGUGGGAACUUUGUGGAAAUUACCCGCAACAAACCGGUCAUGAAACCCGCAUCCGGUACGCGAAAGUGCAACUGUCGGCAGGAAAUGGUGACACGUAACCUUGGACCGGGCCGGUUCCAGAUGAUGCAACAAACGGUGUGUGACGAAUGCCCGAACGUGAAGCUCGUCAACGAGGAGCGCACGAUCGAGAUCGAGAUCGAGCCCGGCAUGGAGGAUGGACAGGAGACGCGAUUCUCCGGCGAAGGUGAACCACACAUGGACGGUGAUCCGGGUGAUUUGUUGCUAAGGAUCAAAACUGUCCCGCAUACCCGGUUCGAACGGCGGGGCGAUGAUCUGUACACGAACAUCACGAUCAGCUUGCAGGAUGCGUUAGUUGGGUUUACGCUCGACAUUGUGCACCUGGACGGACAUAAGGUGACGGUUACGCGCGAAAAGGUAACGUGGCCCGGUGCGAGAAUACGCAAGAAUGGCGAAGGAAUGCCAAACUAUGAGAACAACAAUCUUCAUGGCACGCUGUACAUAACGUUUGAUGUCGAGUUCCCGAAAUCGCAACUAAGUGAUACGGAAAAAGAAGAUAUCAAGAACCUUCUGAAUCAACCCUCAAAUAACCGAGUAUACAACGGUCUCAGAUACUCAUAAAAAUGCAUCAAUAUGCUAGCGGGACUUUAACACAUGGGCUUAAGCAUGUGCACCCAAUCGUAAACGAAAUAGGCUGAUAACAAAUUUAAUGUGUUUUUGCAUCUAGAACAAAGGCAUCGUUGUUUACGGGACUAAACAAUGCAACGGUCGCGCACACCAAUGUCGAACAUAGCUUUUGAUGUGAAAUUAUUGCAUCAAUUAAAAGAAA
Molecule: messenger RNA, 1477 nt
Organism: Anopheles funestus (African malaria mosquito)
Lineage: Eukaryota; Metazoa; Arthropoda; Insecta; Diptera; Culicidae
Gene: shv
Product: dnaJ homolog shv
Exons: 3
Coding region: 190-1269 (359 amino acids)
Biological process (GO): protein maturation; protein folding
Cellular component (GO): endoplasmic reticulum
Molecular function (GO): misfolded protein binding
Source: RefSeq, a predicted model, not a curated record